AUGAAGAUAAUCAAAGUGUGUGGGAUAAAAUCCUUAGAAGAUGCACAAGUUGCUGUAUUAAAUGGAGCCACUCAUAUCGGUAUUAUAUGUGUACCAAAUAGAAAAAGAACCAUUUCGUCAGACGAAGCGAUAAAAAUCUCUGACUGGAUUCAUUUACAAGCUAACAAUAAUAAUGUUAAACUGGUUGGUGUAUUUCAAAAUCAGCCAAUAAAAGAUGUUAAAGAGCUAUCUGUUAAAUAUAACUUAGAUAUAAUCCAGUUACAUGGCGAAGAAGACUGGUUAGAAUAUUCUGAUUCAAUAAAGAAACCACUUAUAAAAAGAUGUGUCUUCCCACAAGAUUGUGAAAAAGUCUUAACUAUUACUAGGUCAGAAAAUUCCCAAAAAAUUUUACCACUCUUUGAUUCUGCUAUAGGUGGUACUGGUGAACUUUUAGACUGGGAUGAAAUCAAUAAAUGGGCUAAGAAACAGGAUCCAAACGAAGUAUCCUUUAUAUUAGCAGGCGGAUUAACCCCUGAAAAUGUUAGUAGUGCGUUUAAGCUUUAUGGUGUUAUUGGUGUAGAUGUGUCUGGUGGUGUUGAAACUGAUGGAAUCAAAGAUCAUUCUAAAAUAAAACAAUUUAUCAAAAAUGCCAUUUUAUCAUAA
Molecule: messenger RNA, 642 nt
Organism: Arxiozyma heterogenica
Lineage: Eukaryota; Fungi; Ascomycota; Saccharomycetes; Saccharomycetales; Saccharomycetaceae
Gene: TRP1
Product: phosphoribosylanthranilate isomerase TRP1
Exons: 1
Coding region: 1-642 (213 amino acids)
Biological process (GO): L-tryptophan biosynthetic process
Molecular function (GO): phosphoribosylanthranilate isomerase activity
Source: RefSeq, a predicted model, not a curated record